Messenger RNA from Dictyostelium discoideum AX4, 1545 nucleotides. It is a transcript of the gene gacD, whose product is annotated as RhoGAP domain-containing protein. The coding region runs from base 1 to 1545 and encodes 514 amino acids. Gene Ontology annotation, biological process: signal transduction. The transcript has a single exon. The record is from RefSeq and is a predicted model, not a curated record. Gene Ontology annotation, cellular component: cytoplasm. Lineage: Eukaryota; Evosea; Eumycetozoa; Dictyosteliales; Dictyosteliaceae.
AUGUCAAAUCCAAGUAAACUUUCAAUUAGUCCACCAAAUACAUUUCAACAUGUUGGUGGAUCAAAUUUACAUGUAAAUAAACCACCAGCAUUACAAUCACCACCUAGAUCACCACCAUUACAACAUACUACAGCACAAAAUAAUUUAGCAAAAUCAACAUCAGCAAGUAAUAUAGCAGGUAUAGCGAAUCAAACCACACCAUCAUCAUCAGGAUCUUCAUCAGGUUCUUCAUCAUUAAAUAGUAUUGGAUCAUUAACUAAAUCAACAUCAAAUAGUAAUUUAAAUAUAAAUCAUUAUAGUAGUGGAAAUGCAACAAUGGGUGCAAGUUUACAAUCUACAAAUACAGGUAAUACAAUAACGCAAUCAUCAUCACCACCAUCAUCAUCCUCUUCAACUAAUAAUAAUAACAAUGUAUUACCAUUACCAAAUAAAAUAUUACAUCAUCCAUCACCAAAGAAAACUACAAAAUCAACAAUUAUAUCAGGUAAAUUAAAGAGAUUCUUUAAAUCACGACCAAGUAGGGAUUCACUUUAUGAGAAACAUAUAUUGUCAGCACCAUUUUCAUCGGCAACAUUAUCAUUUAUAAAUAUAUUUAAGAUCAUUACAGCAUUAAAGAAAACCAAUGCUAUAGAGACUGAAGGAUUAUUUAGAGUGAAUGGUAAUGCUGAAUCUGUACGUUCACUUUGGUUAAUGUUAAAUAAUGUUCAAGAGGCAAUACCAGUUGAUGGGAAUUCAUCAGCUCAUGAUUUAGCUGGUCUAUUGAAAUUGUAUCUUAGAGAGUCAAAAUUCCCUCUCGUCCCAUUGGAACUAUUCACAAGUCCAGCUGUGCCCGCUACAAUCGAUGAAGCUAGAGUAUUUGUUGAAGAGAAGUUACCAACUGAGAAUGUUCGUGUUCUAUCCUACCUCAUUGAAUAUUUGGAGCAGGUUUCUUUGAAAUCUUCAAUCAAUAAAAUGAAUCCCAUUGGAUUGGGUGUUUGUUUUGCACCAAAUAUCUUACGUUCAGUUAAUACCAAUCCUUCAAAUCCACAAUUUCAAGUUCACAUGACAAACAUUCAAUCCCAUUGUAAUUUCAUAACACUACUCAUUGAAAAUCGUUUGAAAAUCUUUAAAGAUUCUGCAUUAUCACCCGUUCAAGGUUCAAAUGAUGAUGAAAUUUUAGAGAAUUUAAUAAUUCAAUCACCUGAUGAUGAAUUAUUUGAUGAACAACAUCAACAUGAACAAGAAUUAAUUGAUUCUUCACAUGAACAUCAUCAUUCAAUUAACAAUGGUGAUAAUAAUAAUAAUGUUGAUACAAGUAAUGUUAAUGGUGGUAGUGGUGAUGAAAAUAAUCAAUCAAAUGUUAUAAAUGAUACAGCACUCUAUGAUGAAUUCAUUAGUUUACUCACUGAUGAAAGUUUAGGUUCAUCUCAAAAGUCUGUAAUCAUUCAAAGAAUGACAACUUUAUUCCAAACUGAUGGUGAUCGUUUCAAAUCUUUCCUUAGAGAUAUGCAAAUUGAUGGUAUUAUCUCUUUAUUAGAAUAUAUAUUAACACUUGAUGAAAAUUAA